This is a messenger RNA of Sebastes umbrosus (honeycomb rockfish), 5687 nucleotides long. It is a transcript of the gene thbs2a, whose product is annotated as thrombospondin 2a. The record is from RefSeq and is a predicted model, not a curated record. The transcript has 23 exons. Lineage: Eukaryota; Metazoa; Chordata; Actinopteri; Perciformes; Sebastidae. Bases 387 to 3953 code for a protein of 1188 amino acids. Gene Ontology annotation, biological process: cell adhesion; negative regulation of angiogenesis. Gene Ontology annotation, cellular component: extracellular region. Gene Ontology annotation, molecular function: protein binding; calcium ion binding.
AUUACAAACAGUGGAUUAAAUAUAUGAAAACAGCCUUGGAAAAAAAGGAAAAAAUAAAGUAUAAAAAAAAAAAAAGAUUCAGGAAAUUGGAGGUUAAAGCUCUGUUUUAUCACAAAUCUCUGAAUAUAUUAUAAUUCUGCUGUUAUUAAUUGUAUUUUUGAAGUACUGCUGCUACAGAUUUUGAAAACAAAUGUGGCACAAAUAUUUAUCACCAUAAGUUUUGUCCCUCCAGAGUAAAACAGUUCCCUCCAUCUCCAGUGAAAGUGACUUAUAGCUGCAGACACAGUGGGAAGGUGGUGGUGUUUGAUCGGGUGGGCAUCACUAUACCAGCAUCUGUGUGCGAGCAAGGAUCAGAAAAUUACGCCAUCGGAAGAUAAUUAUGAGAUAUGAUACUCAGGAGAAGUCUCUUCUUGCUGCUCUUAUCAUUUAAUAUCCUCCACGCAUUAACUCAAGAUGGUGAGCAGGAGGACGAGACAUCGUUCGACUUGUUUGAAAUCUCCCACAUCACUCGCAAGACUCUUGGGGCCAAACAGUUCCGGGGCCAAAACUCAGAUGCCCCCGCUUACCGCUUCAUCCGCUUCGACCACCUGCCCCCAGUGAGCCCCCCCAUACUAAAACAAAUACUAAGUCAGAUCCAAAACAAUGAGGGCUUUGUGUUUGUGGCCAGCAUGCGACAGGACCGCUCCUCACGGGGCACCCUGAUUGGUGUGGAGGGCCCCAAUGGCCAGCGGCAGUUUGAAAUUGUGUCCAACGGACGGGCCAACUCUCUGGACCUGGUAUACUGGGUGGACGGCUCCCAGAACGUGGUUUCAUUCGAGGACGUGGACCUGUCUGACUCGCAGUGGAAGAAUAUCACGCUUCAUGUUCACGGGGAAAACGCAAACCUGUAUGUGGGCUGCAGCCUGAUGGACGGCUUCACCCUGGAUGAGCCUUUCUACGAGCACCUGCGGGCUGAGGGGAGCCGCAUGUAUGUUGCGAAGGGAUCCAUCCGGGAGAACCACUUCAGGGGCCUUCUGCAGAACGUGCGUUUCAUCUUCGACACCACAGUGGAAGACGUCCUGCUAAGCAGAGACUGCGACGUGCCUACACCAGAUAAUGCUAAUAUUGUGAGCGAGAGCGCAGAAAUUGUGGAUGUGAGUCCUUCCAUCACCACAAACAUUAUCGGUCAGAAGACAGACGAUGUGGGCGCAGAUAUGUGCGAGCGCUCCUGCGAGGAACUUAGCACGAUGUUCCAGGAGCUCAACGGCCUACGUGUUGUCGUCAGCAACCUUAUUGAUGGCCUGCAAAAAGUGACAGAGGAGAACACAGUCAUGAAGGAGGCCCUUGGGAGGAUGAAGAACACUUCAGAGAAAAACAUGUGCUGGCAGGAUGGCCGCCUGUUCGACGAUAAGGAAGACUGGGUUGUAGACAGCUGCACCAAAUGCACCUGCCAGGAGUCCAAGAUCGUGUGUCACCAAAUUACAUGCUCCGCAGUGGCCUGUGCCAGCCCGUCAUUUAUCGACGGCGAGUGCUGCCCCGUUUGUAUGUCUCACGACAGAGAUGAUGGCUGGUCCCCCUGGUCAGAGUGGUCAGAGUGGACCGAGUGCACGGUCACCUGUGGGACAGGAACUCAACAGAGGGGUCGGUCAUGUGAUGCAACCAGCAACCCCUGCACCGGACCUGCUAUCCAGACCCGCAAGUGCAGCCUGGGCAAAUGCGACAGCCGUGUUCGCCAGGAUGGAGGGUGGAGUUUGUGGUCGCCGUGGUCGUCCUGCUCAGUGACCUGUGGAGAAGGACAGAUCACCAGGAUACGACACUGCAACGCUCCCGUGCCACAACUGGGGGGUAAAGACUGCGAGGGGAGUGGGAGAGAGACUCAGCGCUGCACUGCCAAGCCCUGUCCCAUUGACGGCGGUUGGGGUCCUUGGUCUCCAUGGGCAACCUGUUCAGCAACAUGUGGAGGGGGAGCCAAAAGUCGGUCGCGUGAGUGCAACAGCCCUCAACCUCAGUAUGGUGGCAGGAACUGUAUCGGGGAGGCAAACGACAGUGACAGCUGCAACAAAAAAGACUGUCCUAUUGAUGGCUGUCUGUCUAAUCCGUGCUUUGGGGGAGUGGAUUGCAACAGCUCUCCAGAUGGAUCCUGGGAGUGUGGCCCAUGUCCUGCUGGUUUCCGUGGAAAUGGCACAAACUGUGAAGACAUCAAUGAGUGUGACAUGGUGUCAGAUGUUUGCUACAAAGUGAGUGGAGUGCAGCGCUGCGUCAACACCAAUCCAGGUUUCCACUGCCUGCCCUGUCCGAAGCGCUACAAGGGCACCCAGCCUUUCGGUAUGGGUGUGGAAGCUGCCAAGAAGACCAAACAGGUGUGUGAGCCAGAGAACCCAUGCAAGGACAAGACUCACACCUGUCACAAAUAUGCCGAAUGUAUCUACAUCAGCCACUUCAGUGACCCUAUGUACAAGUGUGAGUGCAGGACCGGUUACGCUGGAGAUGGCUACAUUUGCGGAGAAGACUCAGACUUGGAUGGCUGGCCCAAUCAGAACCUUGUGUGUGGUGCCAACGCCACUUAUCACUGCAAAAAGGAUAACUGCCCUAGCCUUCCCAACUCUGGACAAGAAGACUUUGACAAAGACGGUCAAGGAGAUGCUUGUGACAAGGAUGACGACAACGAUGGAAUACUAGAUGAGAGGGACAACUGUGCCCUCCUUUACAAUCCUCGCCAGUUUGACUUUGACAAGGAUGAAGUUGGCGACCGCUGCGACAACUGUCCCUAUGAACACAACCCUGCUCAAAUAGACACCGACCACAACGGAGAAGGGGACGCCUGCGCAGUGGACAUUGAUGGCGAUGAUAUUAUGAAUGAAAACGACAACUGUCCCUACGUGUACAACACUGAACAGAAGGACACGGACAUGGAUGGAGUUGGUGACCAGUGUGACAACUGUCCAUUGUUGCACAACCCCGACCAGACUGAUGUGGACAAUGACCUGGUUGGAGAUCAGUGUGACAAUAACCAGGACAUCGAUGAAGACGGCCAUCAGAACAACCUGGACAACUGCCCCUAUGUGGCCAACGCCAACCAGGCUGACCACGACAAGGAUGGCAAAGGAGACGCAUGUGACUAUGAUGAUGAUGAUGAUGGUAUACCUGACGACAGGGACAACUGCAGACUGACACCCAACGCAGACCAGGUGGACUCUGAUGCCGAUGGAAGAGGGGAUGCCUGCAAAGAUGACUUUGACAACGACAGUAUCCCAGAUAUUCUUGAUGUGUGUCCGGAGAACAGUGCCAUCAGUGUCACAGACUUCAGGAAGUUCCAGAUGGUCCAUUUGGAUCCUAAGGGAACCACUCAAAUUGAUCCCAACUGGGUGGUCAGACACCAGGGCAAAGAGCUGGUGCAGACUGCCAACUCUGACCCAGGCAUCGCAGUAGGUUUUGAUGAGUUCAGUGCUGUGGACUUCAGUGGGACGAUGUACGUGAACACGGACAGAGAUGAUGACUAUGCAGGCUUUGUGUUCGGCUACCAGUCGAGUGGGCGCUUUUAUGUAGUGAUGUGGAAGCAGAUCACACAGACUUACUGGGAGGACAAGCCCUCCAAGGCCUUUGGCAUCUCUGGCGUUUCACUCAAAGUCGUCAACUCGACCACUGGCACCGGAGAAAACCUCAGGAAUGCUUUGUGGCACACGGGCAACACUCCUGGACAGGUACGGACUCUGUGGCAUGACCCAAAAAACAUUGGUUGGAAGGAUUACACAGCUUACAGGUGGCAUCUCAUCCACAGACCAAAGACUGGUUUUAUAAGGGUUGUGGUCUAUGAAGGUAAACAGAUCAUGGCCGAUUCAGGGCCAGUUUACGACAAGACGUUUGCCGGAGGAAGGUUAGGCUUGUUCGUCUUCUCGCAAGAGCUGGUGUUCUUCUCCGACCUCAAGUAUGAGUGCAGAGAUGAGUCGGAUUUGCCAACAGUGUCCACAAGAUAACUGAAUCAAGUCUGAUAGAAAAAAACAUCAGAGGGCAAAAGACAAGAAUCUCUCAAAGUAAACAUCACGUCAUCGCUAAAUCCAUUUCAACCUAAAUGAGACUUUCCAUACUUCUCCAUGCUUUGCCUUGAUCCAUCCACUGGAGAGGAAACCAUGGCCCAUUUCAGUUUUCCUGUUGACUUAUAUCCAUUUCUCAAGCUGGGGAAGAGAAACUGAUGAGAGUAGACAAGUUUUUAAAAAGCAGAUUAUCUAAUUAUAACUAGUGUACUUGUGUCUACAUUUUAAAGGAUUCAUUGUACAACCACUUACAUGCUGUAUAUGCUUUCCUACAGUUUCUUGUAACUUGUAAGUGACUCGGUCGUUCUCUAUCUUUAAUAUGUUUUUGUCUGUUUGAGAUUACAGAUUAGUAAUUACUAGUAAUUACAGAUUACUAGAUAAAGUGUCUGACAAACAUAAAUUGUAAACAAAGCAUAAUCACUUAGCUGCCUCAAGUCCAUUACUAUUUCUCCUCAUUAUUUUCACCCUGAAUGUGUGUUUUUUUUCUAUGGAGAACGAUUUAAAUAAGCCAUUUUAGUAAAAUGCCAAAGAUGUUUAUACUAAGUCUGUAUUAUAAUUCCUUUUUGUAAAUUAUUUAUGCUCUGCUUGUUUUGUUUGUUUGCAUUUUUUGCUAGAGUUUGUAAAUAAUUAUUUAUUUGUUUACACUGACAAAACGCAUAAUUGAAUAUCACGAACGUCAAGAUAACACAUUAUAGUAUUGCAAGAUUUUUUAGUGUUGUCAUGAUGUAUUUCCUUUACUUGUUAGUUUUUCAAAUCUUUCACAUAAACUGCAGCGUAAAGCUGUGGAGAGGAUAAACAUCUGCAGCCUUUAAGUAAUCACAUACAUAAACACAGCACGUGUUUAUGUAUGUGAUAGUAGCUGCCAGAGGAAGGUAAUUCUGGUAGUAUGUGUACGUUACAAAAAGCCACUGUUUAUUUUCUUAGCUGUCCACACAGGGCCUCAUUGUCCUCAAAGUGAUAUAUCACUUUGGUACACGUGGAACAUUUUUCAGUGCUCAUACUCUACGUCUAUAGGAGCUUAUAAAUGAUCCAUCACUAAAAUUGGCUGCAAAUUGGGCUACUGGCACUGUAGCACGCACCCUUUCCUUGCAUGAUAUUGAAACACUUUUUUAUCCUUACAACAAAAAACGAAAGUAGAUAAAGGUUUUAGCAUCAGUUUUAAAGGUAGUUAAAUAGAAUUGCAGUUUAAGUGGCUGAUUUCUAGUAGAUCUGAUGUUGUGUACCAAGCACCAAGACACAUAUCACAUCAAUAACUGAGAGUCUGAGGUUCAGAAGUCAGUAAUUGUGUGUGAUGGAGUCGCGAAGAUCAAAUACAGUGAAAAUAUUUUAUACAAAUUACUUUUUCAUUCAUAUGUUAGUCACAAGUAUCACUUAUGGAUGUUGUGAAACUUGACAGUGUUGGUUGAAACUGAAUCCAGAUGAAGGUCUCUAAAGACAAAGUGUGACUGUGUGACUGUGUAGUGUGGAUCGAGGACGUGUUAGUGUGCAACCUUGUUGUCGUUAGUCUGUAUAGCAGCCGUGUUCUUCCGGGUUUGGGUUCCAUCUUGUUAAUUUUGUUGAGAGUUUGCAAUGCACAAAAUGUAAAUUUGUUUUGUAUUCUUGUGUUGUUAGAUAUACAUUUUCUACAAAUAUUAGUGUAAGAUUGUUCUGUUUCAUAAAUAAAUCUCUUGUACACAA